Physella acuta is the source of this 1302-nucleotide messenger RNA. RefSeq lists its product as uncharacterized. The record is from RefSeq and is a predicted model, not a curated record. Lineage: Eukaryota; Metazoa; Mollusca; Gastropoda; Physidae.
AUGCCACCUCCCAUUUCACCUUUAAAAACGAGGACAAGUAAGGAAUGUUUUUCUUGUGACCAAAAGCAGCAGUGCAACAGAGAAUUGUUUAAGGAGAACCUGAAGUUAAGACUGUCCUAUAGUGCUGAAAAGAAAGAGAAGUUCCAGAUAAAAAAAACGUAUCAAGUAAAUCGGGUUAAGCAGCAGCUGGAAAGAAAAGGACUGCGAAUUGGCAAAUUUCAGUCCAAAGUAAAGACACUGCAGGACAAAAUUGCUUCGUUGUCCAACUCUCUAAAAAGGGCACAUCUUAAGUGCAGCAUACUUUCAAAACAAAAGAAAAAGUGCCACAGCCAGCUAAAUGCUCUACAGUUGAAAGUAACUGAGCUGGAAAAGAAGUUAAUUUCUAACGAUGCUGCCUUGCUACAUGACAUACCACAUGUUGAAAAUUAUGAUGCUCAAACUAUUGUCACCAAAGUCAAUAAAAAGCAAUUCAAUUCUUCAAUCAGAAUGGUAAUUUACCGCUGCCUUGAACUAAAUGUGCCUGUUGAGGCGAUAUCAAAGGUAAUUGCGUUCUGCACUGAUCUCUGCAAUGCACAAGUUGACCUGCCAUCAGUGUCUACAAUUGCACAGAUGUGUCGUGAAAUGGCAGUUUUGGCUGAGCUUCAAGUUUCUGAGGCCAUUGUUGAUUCGGAUGUUGUAACCAUAGCGUUUGAUGCAACAACUAUAUCCGGUAAACACAUAAAUGAAGUUCAUUUUGGAACGCCUGAAAAUGUUUUCACCGCAAACAUUACGGAACUGGCAGGAGGCAGAGCUGAGGACUAUGCUGGUCAUGUACUUAACACAAUUGAGGACUUGGCAACAACGUACUCUUCCUUUUGUGAAGUUGAUAAGGAGGAAACAAAACUUCAAAUGUGUGGAAAGGUUUCAUCCACGUUGACAGAUAGGGCCUCAGCCAACCACGCUGCAGUACUACUGCUGAAUGAAAAACUUCAGACAAACUUACUUGAACUGAAUUGUCACUUACACCCUCUUGAUGGCAUAGCCAAUGAAGUAAGGAAGACUUUUCAAAAAUUUAAUUCCCUUAUUCCCAGUGACACAUUUGGUUCAGACUGUCGAGCUGCUAACUUGCUGUAUGGAAUAUCUAAGCUGAGGUACAAAGCAAAGGGAGAUCCUACAGGAUUCAAGGCUUUUCUCAGGCAGCAUUCCUUGGCAUGUGGUAUUUUCCCUAGAUAUGUUGGUAAUAGGUUGCACGUGAUGUUCUGCCUGGCUGGUAUUGUAUACAGACACAGUUGCAGGCACUUGGACUUUGGGGGAAAUACCUAA